AUGACACAGUUUGGAACGACAGAUUCGGCGACUCAUCUCAAUCACAUUCUGCCCAUUCCACAUACACCAUCGUAUCUUACGCGUCAUCCUAUUUAUCCAAAAGCUAGUCCCGAUCUGACAACACGUACGUUCAAUCCAGUCUUUCAAAGUUAUUGGCAAAAAUCAACAGACAAUUACGCUGAGAGAACUCGAGAUUAUCAUUGUGCAUCAUAUUCAUAUCUGGGACCAGAAUGGUUCAAAGCUCCACCAAAAGACUACGCGAAAUAUAAAGAACCGAUUCAACCAGCUGGACAGCAUUCGUUUGACAAUCGGCCACGUACUGUUGCCAAUCAGAGAUCACAAUCAAACGAUGACUGGUCUAAAUCCUUCGAUGAAUAUCCCGGUCGUUUCAAAAUAGCCUAUGCUUCACCCGACGAUGUCAAUGGUUUGUGCUUCAAAAACAAUCUUGUUCAGUACGAUUCCAGUGUUACUCAUCGACCUGAACGUUAUCCUUAUCAAACCGAUCGAGAACCACAUUAUCUUGCCGCAGGAGUACCUCUACGUAUGGAACCAAUGACAAAUCCGUUUCAAGAAUCGGAAUAUAAACAUAGAGAAAUAACAACUCAAUCAUCAUGGUAUCCGUACGGAAAUACACCAGUGCGUUUCCAAGAUAAUACUCGCCAAAAUCCCCGAUUCUAA
Messenger RNA from Adineta ricciae, 678 nucleotides. NCBI's taxonomy places the organism in Eukaryota, Metazoa, Rotifera, Eurotatoria, Adinetida, Adinetidae. The record is from the annotation of a GenBank genome assembly.